ACAUCUAUUGGACUUUCAAGUUACCCAAAUGAAAAAAGUGCAGCCUGCAAAACAAACUCGUCCUCGAUUCAAAUAAUUUUCCCAUUCGUCUUAGCCGCGACAUACACAUAGUUGUACAUGUGACUGUGAGAUACGAGUACAACAACUCCGGAAUAGCCGAUGUCCAUCUUUUGCUUCUUGUUCCCACACCAAGAGAAAUACACGCAAAGAAAAUAUGAACUCCUACAUCAACUAAAUAUUGACCGCCUAUUUUUCCGACUCCACGAGGGCGAGAGUCAAUCGUAAAUAACUUAACUACAUCGAUUUAGAUUUAGUGAAUGGUUCCUGUUGUGUCUGCCGCUCUCGUGUGAUGUAGAAAAAGGCACUUACUUCAUCAACCUCUUAAGGUUAGCAGUAGAUAUAAAGUAGCUAGGGCCCUUCUCUUUGGUUGUGGGUUUAUUUGGUGAACCGGUACCCCAUAGCGAAAGCGAAUAAACCUGCGCACACAACCAGAGAGCGGAGCACUAACCGGAGGCGUUGCACAGGGCUCCAGCCUGCCGCUGAAGGUGAGACCUAUGGGGCUGACAGGACGACGAUAGCGCCGGCGCUUAAUUAGUUUCAGCAGGGAGGGGCUGGCGCGAUGGUAACUACCCGCUUCUCUUUUCUAUCUUCCUCCGGUUUUUUUUUCUGGUUACUUACUUAGGUCUGCUUCGCAGCACUUACUCUUGAUGGCUCUGGUAGUAAGUGCGUGCCUGGGGAUCGUAGGAGGUCCCUGGCGGUACUUCCCAUCCGUCGGAUGUCUCGUCUCCCGACGUCGGCUUUUUCUAAAUCACUGCGUAGACCUCACGCAUCUAGUUUAUGCAAGUCAUCUGGUAGUUCCUUUUUUAGCAUAGAAAACGACCGCGGCAACACAUUGAGGCCCAAACUGUUGAGAAGGUCGGCGCGCUAUCCCGGGGAGCUCGGCACCACAGUACUAGAUAG
This is a messenger RNA of Amoebophrya sp. A25, 960 nucleotides long. The record is from the annotation of a GenBank genome assembly. Lineage: Eukaryota; Dinophyceae; Syndiniales; Amoebophryaceae.